AUGGCAACUUCAAAAAAAAAUUUAAAGAAUCUCUCAAAAUCUGGCGUAAAAUCCACACGAGGCCGCAAAGCCUUUAUUACUCCAGAAAAUUUAGAUCUUACGGGAAAGAAUCAUAUAAUGAUUGUUCGUAGUGUACAAAAUACAAACGAAAGAAAGAAAAAUAAUAAUUCAUGUAUUAACUGUGAUUCAAAUUAUCAAUAUACUGAAUUAAUCUCUCAAAAUAUCGAUAGACUCGAAAAUCUUGUAAACAAUUUGGGAAAGGUUAUUUCUAAGGAACAAAAACCGAAAGAGUUUUCCAUAAAUAAUCUUGAUAAGUUAGAUUUUACAAAAAUGAAUACAGACACUUUAAUUAAAUGUUCUACUUUGUUUAACACCCGGUCACCACAACCGCAAUCUUCUGUGAAAUCUUUCAAUUCGAAGAACUCGGGGGAUGAUCCUAAAAAUGAGUUUUGCUUUUUUUGA
This is a messenger RNA of Diversispora eburnea, 462 nucleotides long. Lineage: Eukaryota; Fungi; Glomeromycota; Glomeromycetes; Diversisporales; Diversisporaceae. The record is from the annotation of a GenBank genome assembly.